This is a messenger RNA of Felis catus (domestic cat), 2817 nucleotides long. RefSeq names its product protein ATP6V1FNB. Bases 1889 to 2521 code for a protein of 210 amino acids. NCBI's taxonomy places the organism in Eukaryota, Metazoa, Chordata, Mammalia, Carnivora, Felidae. The record is from RefSeq and is a predicted model, not a curated record. The transcript is spliced from 3 exons.
CAAUUCCUCUGACUUUCCUCCCUCUGUCCUUCCCGCACACGCCGCAGGGCAACAGAACCAAUGUGAAGUCUGCCUAUUCCUCCUUUCCUUGAACACUUUUUCUGAGCACCAACUGUAUACCAGACAGUACCCCUAGAGGUGCUCUGGAGGUAACGGAUGCAGGGUUGAGCAGGACAGGACACAGAAAGCACAAGCUCCGUGAGGGAGGGACAUUUUGUCAGCUUUGUUCACUUGCAGCUUCUGGCACACGGAAACGCCUUCAGUACUGAGAGCACGGUCGGUGUUUGCGGCCUGUUCAGACACCUUUGAUUAAAAAGGUGAUUGCACAAUUAACUGAUGACUGUUGUGAGCGCUCCAGAGGAGAUAUGCCAGGCCCAGACUGUCCUACUUAACCAGCUGGCUCUUAAUCUUCCCAAAUGCCACAAACUUCAUUGCCCUCAAUUUACCCCUGGGAAGACUGAGGGACAGAGGACAGUCUAGACAGCCGUACCCUUUCUUACUUUGGGUGGGUCCCAGCCUGCAACAUUCUGCCCCUACUCUUUGGUUACCUCGUGUUCACGGUUCAGGUCUCCAGCAAAGGGCACCUCCUCCAGGAAGCCUUCCCUGAUCGUCUUCCCAACUCCCUGCUCCCCUGGUUAUGAGUCUGUCUCCCCUGCUGACUGCGAAACCCUGAGGAUGGGAAGCAUGUGGACUCCGUUCCUCCUCAUCUACCUUUAGUACCUGGCUCUGCCUGGCAACAGGGUCAAGAGCAAAUGAAUGUUGGUUGAAUGAAUAAAUGAGAGCAUACUGAGCAGAGUGGAAAGGUGAGUGGCCCUGGGGCAUUAUGGGUAACAUCCUUCUCACCGGUGCUCAUGUCUGCAGCACGCGGGCAGGAGAGGCAGAGCGUGUGAGGAUCCUGGAGGCUGACUUUAUGGUGCUGCGGGGCGACUGGCGGGUCCUCCCCUGCCCGUGCCCCGCUCUCUGUGCCUCUCACAUGAUGCUGUCACAUUCUAUGGCAGAAUUUUGUGUCUGUCUCAAAUGGGUGUGGGUUUUGGAGUCAAUUCACUUGGAGUGCAACCAGAUGAACGUUGCUGAGCCUGUUUCCUCAUCUGCAAGAGUGAUGGAAGAGAGCCUGCCAGGAAGUCACUGUGAGGAUUCCAGCCUCCACCCCCCAUCUGGAAAGGAGGUUAACGAGAGCCCCGGCAACUGAGGAACAUGGUUUAAGGCAGACAGAACUCAGCCCAGCAGCUGGCACCUAGCAGGUACUUGUGAAACAAGAACCUUGUUAAACAGCGGGUGACAUUCAUGGAGCGUUUCCUCCAGGCAGGCACCGUCCCAAGUUCUUACACCCCGGUCUACUGUUAUUCUCUUAAUACUAAAAGUAAUUCCCGCUAUCAUUCCGAUGUUCAAAUGAUGCCAGGAAGCUAUCAAGUGUCAGAGCUGUGCGUGAGGAGCUGGGGUCCAGAGUUUCCAUGGCAACCCCCCGGCCAAAUGUCCAGAGCUUCCCGAGGGUGGACACUGGGCCUUCUUUGGACCUCCUUGGGUGCCUGUGCAUAGUAGGUGUGCUGAAUAGAAUAGAGGCUAUGGUACCCCGUGCAGCUCCCGGGGACCCUCUGGGUAUGAGGGGGAAAGAGUCCCUCUGGGGUAGAAUACAGCCUCCUGCCAGGCACCCUGGGUAGGUUGUGGCCAGCCUCUGCUCCCUUUCCCAGCCUGGUCUGUUCUAUUGCCGGUGAGUGGCCCUAGUCCCCCUCCCCUGACGUGGCCCAGCCCCUCCUCUCCAGCCUUGGCAACCCAGCCCUCAUUGGCUGCACGUAUCCUUGGAGAUGGACACCAGCAGAGCAAACACAGGCCCAAGAAGGGCUACGGGGCAGAAUGGUUCCUCCCUCUCCUCUCCUUCCCCCUCACUGCCAUGAGAGAUCUGUGCACCACCCAGAACCAAGCCUGCUGGCAAGAGUGCAUCCGGAAGGAGGCCGCAGCCCGGGUCGCCUGGAAGAUCCACUAUGGCCACAAGUACCUAAAGGGGGGGCCCACGCCCAGGAAGCGGGUCCAGCGGGCCCCCUUCGGCUCAGCCUUGGCUGCCACCAGCUCCACUGAGAGCAAGGAGGUACAGGUCGGGUGGCCAGAGUCCAAGGGGGUCAGGGAUCAGCUGUCUGGGGGAGGGGGUGUCCAGGGCCCGUCGCCCAAGGGAAACAAAGUCUGGGAGGCCCAAAGAGCAACUCAAGGGCCGUCAGUCCAGCCCAAGCCAGAGGGCUUAGAAAUGAGGCAGGUUCCCCCCAGCACCCUGCAGUUGUUCUUCCAAGGCCUCUCUCACGAUGGCCAAGGCCGGGCCUUGUACCUCCGGGAGCGGCAUCGCCAGAAGCCUGAGGAGAAGUUUCUGUACCCGAUCCUGUCAUCCUGGGAGUACGGCUGGCACGUGGGGGACACAGGUGCCAUGAAGGACACCAGGGCUCCGACUUAUGCCAGGCGCCAGCCCAUCACAAAGACCUUUUACAUCAAAAGCGGCGUCUUCCAUUUUCCACGGCGAACAGACCAGCUAAUGUGAACUCGCUGGGGGUUCAGAAGCUGCUCCUGCCUCUUCCUAUCGUCUGUGUGGACCCUGCCGAGCAGAGAUGCCGCCAGCCGCAGCCACCCUCCCUCUGUUGUGUCCAGCCCUGUCUCCUGUCUCCCCUGGGCACCCCUCCGGGAUUCAGGGUGGCCCACCUGCUGCCUCUCGUAUGUCCUCAGAGAAUCAGCUCCUUGCAGAGCCCCCAAACCCUCCAUCACCAGCAACGUGUAGGGUGCUAGCUGCUCUCCUGGGGGAAACAGUGGGGUCUCCCGCGUGCUCCAGCAGCAGCGUGG